AUGACCACCCCCGCCGACCCGCUCAUUCUAGAACCAUACUCCCUCUACAUCCUCCUCUUCGGCCGCGGCGAAGCUUACCGAUUCCAUUGGGGUUUAUUUCUCACCGCCGCCCAUCCCACAUCAUCAACAGCAGAAGGACAAGAAAACAACCCAGGCGAAGAAGCAUCAACAACUACAACAACAACAACAACAACAACUACUACUACUACUACUACCACUACCACUACUGCUACUGCUAUCACCCCAACAAACCCCACAGGCACCCUCUUCGAACUCACAAACCCAAACCCAUCCAACGAAAAGCUCUGGACCUACAGAACCACCCUCCUCACCAGCUUCACAAACAGACACAACCCGCUCUGCGCCCUGAAGAUCUCCAACGUGGAGCCGCUCCUCCAAGCGGACUUCCAUGCCCUCCUGGCCACGAUCCCCGUCAUCCCAUAUUCCCAGCGCUUUGGCGAGGAGACGUCGUGCCAGCGGCUUUAUCCAGCUUGUCCGGCCAGUUGA
Histoplasma mississippiense is the source of this 507-nucleotide messenger RNA. RefSeq lists its product with no specific name. The transcript has 2 exons. The record is from RefSeq and is a predicted model, not a curated record. NCBI's taxonomy places the organism in Eukaryota, Fungi, Ascomycota, Eurotiomycetes, Onygenales, Ajellomycetaceae. Bases 1 to 507 code for a protein of 168 amino acids.